Messenger RNA from Suillus paluster, 1776 nucleotides. Its product is annotated as interferon-inducible GTPase-domain-containing protein. The transcript is spliced from 2 exons. The record is from RefSeq and is a predicted model, not a curated record. Gene Ontology annotation, molecular function: GTP binding. Bases 214 to 1494 code for a protein of 426 amino acids. Gene Ontology annotation, cellular component: membrane. NCBI's taxonomy places the organism in Eukaryota, Fungi, Basidiomycota, Agaricomycetes, Boletales, Suillaceae.
AGGCGGUGUGCACCUCAAAAGAAUUCGAAGUUACUCUUUGUCACAGCCGUGUUAUGCUAUUCAAUUGCUGUACUGUUACCCUCGAGGCAUCCUUAAGGCUGUUGGGUGCAGUGGGGGUUUAAAAUCCACGAAGAUAUCCCUAGAAGCCGGCACGGACACCUUACAUCGUCAAUCGAUUCAGACCAAGCAACGACAUCUUCUUUUGAAAUAGUCAUGGGUGGCGGACAAUCACACCACGUUGACUGGGCAGCAAUUCAUGCACGAGAGCGAGCUGAAGCUGAGGCGCGCGCCAGAGCUGAAGCUGCUCGUCAAGAAGCAGAACGUGCCGCUCAGGCAGCCCGCGCGGAGGCAGAACGGCUCAGACGCGAGGCAGAAGCAGCACGGCAACGCUUUCAGGCCGAACAAGCGGAGGCAGCUCGGAGGGCGCAAGCUGCCCGCGAAGAGGCUGAACGACAGCGCCGCGAGAGAGAGCAAGCCGAACAGGCUGCACGUGCCGCCCGCGAGGCUGCUGAAGCACGGGCUCGCCAAGAACAGCAGCGUGCCGAACAACUAGCACGAGAAGCAGAAGAAGAGAGGCGUAGAAAGAUAGCUGCCGAAGAAGCUGCCAGACAAGCUGCCCUCGCUGCCAAGCAAGAGCAAGAACGGCAACAGAGAGUCAGGGAAGAAGAAAACAGGAGACUUCAAGCCCAGAAGGAAGCAGCGGAACGCGCCGCACAGAAAGCCGCCGAAGAAGCCAAGCAAGCUCAAGCUGCGAGAGAGGACGCCGAGAGGAAAUUGCAGGAAGGCACCCGACCUGUGGUCACGCCUACCCCUGAAGAAUAUUCUGCUUUCAGAGCAAAGAUCCAGCAUACCCAGGGUUUCUUCCAUGUCGCCAUCAGCGGGAUUGCUGGUAGCGGCAAGUCGUCACUCGUUAACGCGUUCCGCGGCAAGCACAACAUGGAUUUUGAUGCUGCCGCGGUUGGCGUCAACGAGACUACUCUUACGGUGGCCAGAUACCCUGAUCCUAACCCAUCCAACCGCUUCAUCUGGUAUGAUGUUCCCGGAGCGGGUACUUUGAAGGUCCCGGAUUGGAAAUAUUUCAAUCAACAAGGGCUCUUCGUCUUUGACUGCAUCCUCGUCGUGGUCAACAAUCGUUUCACUGCCACUGACGUUGCUAUCCUUACCAACGCUAGGCGGUUUGGCAUUCCCGCUUUCAUCGUCCGCUCUAAAGCGGAUCAGCACAUCAAGAACCUCAUGAAAGAUAUGGGCUACGACAGUGACGAUGAAGGCGGGAACAAGGCUAGUUACUUCGCGCGGGCGCGCGACCAAUACGUGGCAGAAACCACCCGUAGCAUCAGAACUAACCUUCAAGAGGCGAAGCUACCUGAUCAACCGGUCUAUCUCGUGACGAACGUUGCUUUACAAGCAGUCGUCACUGGCAAGACACCAAAGAAGAUGCUGGAUGAGGUCAAACUGCUCACAGAUUUGGCGGGCACGGCUCCGAGAUACCCGUAGGCUCUCAUGAUACGUUUUUGACCUGCAGAUGUUGUGUGCCCUGUAUUAUAUGAUCUGUGAAUACGCGCGUAUCUAGUUGUGGAAGUGUAGGGACCAUAUUAUAUCAUGAUUACUCUUCAACUGACUGUCGUGCUAAAUUACCCCUACGCGUCGAACAUUCGCAGUGUACACCAAGACAAUAGGGAUACUGUCGAGCCCUCUUCAACGACAUGAAUUCCUUCAACCCGACGCGGUUGUCAGUCACCUAGAUCUCUUGACCUUCUUCCUCGCUCUCGACCUCGC